Aureococcus anophagefferens is the source of this 844-nucleotide messenger RNA. RefSeq lists its product as hypothetical. Lineage: Eukaryota; Pelagophyceae; Pelagomonadales; Pelagomonadaceae. The coding region runs from base 318 to 737 and encodes 139 amino acids. The record is from RefSeq and is a predicted model, not a curated record. The transcript has a single exon.
CAGAGAGGAGCAGUCCACUCGACGACCCGACCCAGCGCGCACCAGCAAGUGUCCGUCGAAGCAAAAACGCGCGCGGCCCUUCCAGUGGGCCACCGGAACCGCCCGGACGCGCGUGUCAAGCGCUGCGAGCGCAUUCGGCGUGCACGCUCUGAAAACAUGGGUAGUAUGGGUCAUCGAUCGCAAUAUCCAGCGCGCGCGCCGCCGGGCCGCGCGCGCCGCACCGCGCAUCGCUCCGCCAAAUAUCGGCUAUCGGUCGCGCAUCCAGCGCGCGCCGCGGCGCGCGCACCAAUGUCCGCAUCGCGCCGCGCGCAGGCGCGAUGGCCGCCUACGACGGGAAGACGCCCUUCAUCCUGCUCGCGCGGUGCCACAUCAAGCCCGACGCCGACGUCGACGCCUACCUCGCGGCCGCGCGCGUCGCCGACAAGGCCGUCAUGGAGUCGGAGCCGGGCAUGCUGCACCACACCUUCGACGUGGAUCCCGACGAUCCGCGCAUGUUCGUCUGGAGCGAGGUCUACAAGGACGACGAGGCGCUGCUCUUCCACCUCACGAACCCGCCCCUGCAGAAGUUCGUGCAGCAGCACUCCGAGGAGUUCGGCGACGGCUUCUCCAUCGAGAUCUACGGCACGCUCGACGCGGAGACGAAGAAGAAAUUAGACGCGACGGGAUUUCCCAUCAAGUACUUCGACACGAAGCUCGGCUACUCGCGCGUCAACGACGCCAAGUGCGCCGUCAUGUGAGUGAACACGACGUCGUGCGCCGUCAUGCGAGCGCACAAGCGCGCGCGCCGUCCAAAGCCGCGGAACGCGCGAGGAAGACCCAGCGAAACACGCCGCGCUAAAAGACG